Hordeum vulgare subsp. vulgare (domesticated barley) is the source of this 1363-nucleotide messenger RNA. RefSeq names its product B3 domain-containing protein Os03g0212300-like. Bases 340 to 1119 code for a protein of 259 amino acids. Gene Ontology annotation, molecular function: DNA binding. The record is from RefSeq and is a predicted model, not a curated record. NCBI's taxonomy places the organism in Eukaryota, Viridiplantae, Streptophyta, Magnoliopsida, Poales, Poaceae. The transcript is spliced from 4 exons.
UGUACAUGGACAACAGAUGACUAUUUAUCCAAUCAAACAAACCAAGCUACUCCUGUUAAUUCGGAGCUCACCACUGGAGCCCGACACGUAAGGGCUGGCUAGUGAUGCUCCUGAAGUAGUCCAACAAGCAAAAGAUUGUUGCCAUCUUUCUACGCGUGAGUAAAGCAGAGGAAUCUGUUUGUUACAUCGCUGCUUUUCCCAGUAUAAUUGCUUCACAUUUGAGAGGAAAGGGCAGAUGCAAGAAGAAGAAGAAGAAGAAGAGGAGGAGGGUUUUGCAGCCAGCCGCUGCAGAGAAGGGAGAGGCCGCCACCCCUCUGCGGCUCUGCCACGCCAAGUGAGAUGGACGUCUUGGAAGUUUUCGAGUUCUUCGAGAUCAUACUUGAGAACUCCUUCAGCAGUCAGAGGCUGCCAGACAAAUUUGCAAAGCUGCUCGACGGCCGUGAGCCCCGCGAAGUGAAGCUGCGGGAGGCCGGCAGCGGGCGUGGCAGCCUGUGGGACGUGGUGGUGGUCUUCGACGCCGACGGCCACAUGUACCUAGAGCGCGGCCGGAAGCAGUUCGUCCGUGCCCACGACCUACGGCUCGGGCACUUGCUCGUCUUCAGCUAUGACGGCGACGCCGUGCUCACCGUGAAGGUGUUCGACCUGAGCAUGUGUCGCAGGCACUAUCAAGACGAUACCAGCAGUGGGAGCAGCAGCGACAGUAGCAGUGACAGCACCAGCAGCAGGUCGGCAGAGAUGGACGUCGACGACGCUCCGACGUCGCAGUUCGCGGUGACGCUGAGUGUCUGCCACUUCCUCGGCAAGCAGCAGCAGUAUCUGAACGUGCCGCUGGAGUUCCAUGAGGCGCACGGGUACGCCAAGAGGAGCAAGGUGGUGCUGCGGAUGCGCGGCAUGGAUUGGGCCGUGAACCUGAAGCACAACAAGCGGGCGGGUGGCAAGACCCGCUCCACUUUCAGGUACGGGUGGCACCAGUUUCUGGUGGACAACAGACUCAAGGUCGGCGACAUCUGCUUCUUCCGCGCGCUCCGCGGGAACAACGCCGGCCGCGGCGGCGACGACGGCGACGACCACGAGCUCAAGGUGCAGGUCCGCAAGCUAGACGGCUCCUUCGUGGACUGAUGGGCACCGGCGGUUCGUUGCCAUCAGCCGUGUUGGCGUGCUCAUCACUGGCAUCGGCAUGGUACAAUGCUCAGGAGAAUGGAGUUCUUUAGUGUUUUCAACAGUGGCUUAGCUUCCGGUUGGUCUGUGUUUGUAUGUUCUGAAUCCUGGGUCAGUGACUUCUGAAUCGUGCUACCAGUAAUAUGAUGAAUAAACCGCCUGACUCUCUGCCUGCCCGUGUGCAAAUAUGAUGAAAUUGUUCGCU